UUGGACGCAGUCCUGAAGGCAGCACCAGUCAGUGUGUGGAGGACGUUGCAGUUUGCAGAGUCAGUCAAGUCAGACGCCGCUUUCAGCCCCACUUACUUCUUUAGCUUCUUCUUUUGAAGGAAAACAUAUAUUUGGAAGAAAAAAAAUGGAAGCUUCCAUUUGCAACAUCCAGGUGCUUCUGCGUGCCGCCGAGUUUUUGGAGAGGAAAGAGCGAGAGGCGGAACAUGGCUACGCUUCCCUGCUGCCUCCCAGUCCGAGUCUGUCUGAUAAGGGAAGCAAACAGAAGAGCAAGAAGAUGUCUGCUGGUGGAAACAGGUCUGCGCACAACGAGCUGGAGAAAAACAGACGGGCGCAGCUGAGGCAAUGCCUGGAACAGCUGAAGAAGCAAGUUCCUCUGUCAUCGGACACUAUGCGGAACACCACGCUCAACCUGCUCAGGCGAGCUCAGCUUCACAUCAAGAAGCUGCAGGAGCAGGACGAGCGCGCGGAGCAGCUGAAGGGUCGCCUGCGCUGGGAGCAGAGGGAGCUGCAGGUGCGUCUGGAGCAGCUGCAGAGAGGCACCGAGCGAAUGAGGAACGACAGCCAGGGGUCCACCAUGUCGUCAGAGAGGUCUGACUCGGACAGAGAGGACGUCGAAGUGGACGUGGAAAGCAUUGUGUUUGACUGCAUGGACUCUGACGGCCUGCACUAUAAUACACGCAGCGAUGAAGAUCACUGUUACUCCAGUAUGGACAAAGCCUGGCUAUGACAGCAGCCAGAGAGCGCUUCUUUUAUUAGCGUCCUCGCUGAGGAAAGGGAGAGGAGGAAGAGAAACCAUUCCAAAAAUAAGCAGGGUGAGGAGGAUGAUGCUGCACAACUGAACCCCAUUUUUCACAAAGGCAGUUUUUUUUCAACAUUACACCGUGAGCAUACUCAUGAAUGAGCUUUGUCCACUUGCACUGAAAAGCAGUUCAGAUCACUGUGCUGGGAUGUAACAAAUAUAUCCAAAGCCACUUAACAUUAGUUUUUUGAGGGAUUUUACUAAUCAAAACAGCUUUUAACUUCACUAUGCCUUUACAUAAUUCAGCAUUGAGACUAGAUUUGAUCUAGUGUUCUAUUCCGAAGCAUUGCAACUCGGUUAGGCCAUGUGUGGCAUGCACUUAAAUAUUCAUCUCUGCUAUGGUUUAUAUAUACAUAUACACACACACACACGCUAGUAAGUCUUUUGCUCUUUUUCUUUUGUUGCACAAAAACAUCCACACAUUGCACUUGUUUUGUCUCCAAAGAGUUGCAGAUGUAUCAAGUGAGGAAAAACAGGUAACCAGAACGAUCUGGUGGCAUUUGCACGUACAUGCCUGCCAAUUCGGCGACUUGACCAGACGUUCAUUUGGUGUAUUUGCACUCUUUUGUCUGUAAUUAGGUGAUGUGUGAUGACUGGUAGUUGGAGAGCAUCGGUUUUUGCACAUGACAGGUUCUUUUUGUUACCGUUAACAUUACAACAAGCUCACGAGACAGCUUUUUACACUUGCUGACAAAUAUGUACCAUGUUGCUCUAUAUUUAAUAACAGAAGGCACAUUUUGCCCUCACAUUUGUAUUAUGCAAGAUGCCUUAUUACUUUUUAUAAUAGUAUGUAUGCAUUAAUCAGUCUCUCCGCCCAGUAAUAUUAUGUAGCAUUUUUGUAAUGGUGUAAGCUUUUU
Molecule: messenger RNA, 1677 nt
Organism: Nerophis lumbriciformis (worm pipefish)
Lineage: Eukaryota; Metazoa; Chordata; Actinopteri; Syngnathiformes; Syngnathidae
Gene: mxd3
Product: MAX dimerization protein 3
Biological process (GO): regulation of transcription by RNA polymerase II
Molecular function (GO): protein dimerization activity; DNA-binding transcription factor activity, RNA polymerase II-specific; RNA polymerase II cis-regulatory region sequence-specific DNA binding
Source: RefSeq, a predicted model, not a curated record